Messenger RNA from Mustela erminea (ermine), 2520 nucleotides. It is a transcript of the gene EIF2S2, whose product is annotated as eukaryotic translation initiation factor 2 subunit beta. Bases 129 to 1130 code for a protein of 333 amino acids. Gene Ontology annotation, molecular function: translation initiation factor activity; mRNA binding; translation initiation factor binding. The transcript has 9 exons. NCBI's taxonomy places the organism in Eukaryota, Metazoa, Chordata, Mammalia, Carnivora, Mustelidae. Gene Ontology annotation, biological process: formation of cytoplasmic translation initiation complex; formation of translation preinitiation complex; translational initiation. Gene Ontology annotation, cellular component: eukaryotic translation initiation factor 2 complex. The record is from RefSeq and is a predicted model, not a curated record.
UCCCUUUCGCUGAUGCAAGAGUCUAGUGCGGUGGUAGGAGAGGUGUCGGUAGGAGCAGAGCUGCCACCGGGGCCUGGGGCUGACCCGUCCGACUUCCCGUCUGUGCUGAGCCCACUCGAGCCGCAACCAUGUCCGGGGACGAGAUGAUUUUUGAUCCUACUAUGAGCAAGAAGAAAAAGAAGAAGAAGAAGCCUUUUAUGUUAGAUGAGGAAGGGGAUGCCCAGACAGAAGAAACCCAGCCCUCAGAAACAAAAGAAGUAGAACCAGAGCCAACUGAGGACAAAGAUGUAGAAGCUGAUGAAGAGGACAGUAGGAAAAAAGAUGCUUCUGAUGAUUUAGAUGACUUGAACUUCUUUAAUCAGAAGAAAAAGAAGAAAAAAACAAAAAAGAUAUUUGAUAUUGAUGAAGCUGAAGAAGGUGUAAAGGAUCUUAAGAUUGAAAGUGAUAUCCAGGAAACAGCUGAACCAGAAGAUGACCUUGACAUUAUGCUUGGCAAUAAAAAGAAGAAAAAGAAGAAUGUUAAGUUUCCAGAUGAGGAUGAAAUACUAGAGAAAGAUGAAGCUUUAGAAGAUGAAGACAGCAAAAAAGAUGAUGGUAUCUCAUUCAGUAACCAGACAGGUCCUGCUUGGGCAGGCUCAGAAAGAGACUACACAUAUGAGGAGCUACUGAAUCGAGUGUUCAACAUUAUGAGGGAAAAGAAUCCAGAUAUGGUUGCUGGAGAGAAAAGGAAAUUUGUCAUGAAACCUCCACAGGUUGUCCGAGUAGGAACAAAGAAAACUUCUUUUGUCAACUUUACAGAUAUCUGUAAACUAUUACAUCGUCAGCCCAAACAUCUCCUUGCAUUUUUAUUGGCUGAAUUGGGUACAAGUGGUUCUAUAGAUGGUAAUAAUCAACUUGUAAUCAAAGGAAGAUUCCAACAGAAACAGAUAGAAAAUGUUUUGAGAAGAUAUAUCAAGGAAUACGUUACCUGUCACACGUGCCGAUCACCGGACACGAUCCUGCAAAAGGACACCCGACUCUAUUUCUUACAGUGCGAAACUUGUCAUUCUCGAUGCUCUGUUGCCAGCAUCAAAACCGGCUUCCAGGCUGUCACAGGCAAGCGAGCACAGCUCCGUGCCAAAGCUAACUAAUUGGCUAACCACCACUGAUUUUGCAAAGUGUGUUGUGGAGAUUUGGCUGGACAGGUUUACCAUCAGAGUGGGUAUACCACUGUAUUAAAAACAAGAUAGAAAAGCUGCCAGGUUCUUUGGCGUGUGGCUGGUUGGUCUGAAAUCCUUGCAAGAUGCCGAUGCUCAAGCUGUUGACAUACUCAUUGCCACUUUAACAACUGUCAGAAAAACGUGAUGGGGUAAGGCGGUGCUUUUUUAAAAUCGUUCAUAGACUUAUGUAAAAUGCAAGAUAAAUUAAAGUUAUUAUAACAGUGAUUCUUUCAAUUUGGUUUGUCAGUUUUCUAUAAAAGUUGUGCUUAAUGAAUUCAGCAAAAACAGUUUGUGCCUGGGCUCUGGUGAGGUCUAUCUUCAUCCUGAGAAACUGGACAUUGGAGGUCGUUUUUCUUGUCAGCUCCUUUUGGGAUAAAGCUUCAUGAGAGGGUGGUUGGAACAUGGUAUCUGUGAGGACAGCCUGUUUUCAGUGUCCAGGGAUUGAGUACAUAGAUUUGAAUUCUUUUCAUUAGGUGAGGAAUUACUGCUACUACCUCACUACUAAGUCGUCCAGCUGUUAGCACAUGAGGGGAAUACAAGGUGCUAGGUACCCUCCCUCUCUCAAAAUUUUCUUUCUUGCUGGCCACUAAGAAAAUCUUGGAAACAGCCUUUAACGUCUUCUAAACAGCACAUGAGAAAAACCCUACUUGGGCAUCUAUUUAUUGGUGAGGAAGGCAUUGUGGCACGUGAUUGUACCAUACAGAACUGAAUCCAAACCAUGAUGCUAGAGAAUACUUUUCUUUUUCCCAGCUUCUGUUCUGGGUUUGAAAAAGACCCACCGUAAAUGCUUUUAUUUUCUAUAUUAAAAGUAAUUUUUUGGUGUGACCAUGAGAAACUUAAGAGGUGAUGGUGCCCGUGUGGUGCUUUUGGUGCCUCCAGUUCUGCCGCCUGAGGAUUUGGCUGAAAGCUAUUUCUCCAUAUAGCACAGAGAGAUAGAUCAUUUCAUGUGUCUGCUGGGAUCUGCCUUGCACACACCUGACGAUAAGGGCAUACUGCUGCUCUCAUGGUCUCACUGCCAGAUUCCUAAGUGGCCCCAGGAGCAUUCGCUCAGCCCUGAAUGUCUUAACCCUGUUUUUAAUCACUGUGACCUCUCAAGUACAGGCCAGAAACACCUUGGCCAUGAAAUGGUGGAGGGAGCAGAGUAGUCCCUCGACCUAACAGGUCCCAGGGAGACCACAUACACUGGCUGAGCUGCCACCACUGCCCUGAUGAACUCAACUGUUUAUGAUGCCAUCUUCCUUCUUUUGUAUCUACGCCCACACAAUUCCCAAUGUCCAAUGUUACUGCGUGAAUAAAACAAGGAUUAGUGCCUCUUGUGUAA